This is a messenger RNA of Diachasma alloeum, 1707 nucleotides long. RefSeq names its product probable low-specificity L-threonine aldolase 2. The transcript has 6 exons. The record is from RefSeq and is a predicted model, not a curated record. Gene Ontology annotation, molecular function: L-allo-threonine aldolase activity. NCBI's taxonomy places the organism in Eukaryota, Metazoa, Arthropoda, Insecta, Hymenoptera, Braconidae. Gene Ontology annotation, cellular component: cytosol. Bases 490 to 1623 code for a protein of 377 amino acids. Gene Ontology annotation, biological process: glycine biosynthetic process; L-threonine catabolic process.
UUACCUCCUCCACUCGAUAAUUCGCUGCAUCAUCGACUCAAACUCGUCGUAUUUACCUUAAAAUGAAGAAUAAUCCACUGCAAAAUAAUGAAGAUCAAUAAACAAAAAUAAUUCUAACCUAGAUUGCAAUUAUUUGCCGAACCAUGCCCGCGGCCAGUGACUCACGUUAACUUUAUUUCGUAAUGACACAAUAUAAAUAAAUGUAUGUCAAACGACGCACGUUAGAUCCGUACAAGGAAUUUCCUCGUGCAUGUCCUCUCACGAUAAAAAGUAAAAAUGUGGACGGGGCGAGGAGAGAGGGGAGUUGAAUUGAGAUGAACGUUUUCAUCGAUCUGAUCGAGGAAAGAUCCGCCAUAUUUGGUAGAGAAACACCUCCUGCUGAGUGUAAUCAAACAGCCUUCGGAUAGGCGGUGAAGUAAAACCAGUACAAUUAAGAUUGACUUUUUUCUCGGAGAUUCUUAGGGGAUUUGGGAGUUCGAAGGUUUCGAGAUGUCGUACGGAACUCCGCAAGUCGGGAGGAACCAGGAGAGAGAUGUAAUGACUGUUAAUUUACGAAGCGACACAUUCACGAAGCCAUGUCUAGCGAUGAGGCAAGCCAUGUUCGAUGCAGAAGUGGGCGAUGAUGUGUAUAAUGAAGAUCCAACAGUAAUAAGAUUAGAAAAAUACGUUGCGGAGUUACUGGGAAUGGAAGCCGCAUUAUUCGUAUCAAGUGGAACGAUGGGAAACCUAAUCUCCAUGAUGGUGCAUUGUAACACUCGCGGCUGUGAAAUCUACAUCGGCGAGGAUUCUCACAUCGUGCACCACGAGCAGGGAUCGGCAGCUCAAAUAGCGAACAUCACGAUCUGUCCCCUACCGAACAAUCGCGACGGCACAUUCGACCUGAAGCGACUGAAGCUGAAGCUGAGAGACCCCGACAACUACCACAGCCCAAUUUCCCGGAUGAUAGGAGUGGAGAACACGAUAAAUGGCAAGAUAUUACCGAUGAGAUGGAUCAAGGAGGUGGUGGCCUUUGGCAAGGAGCACGGAUUGAAGCUUCACAUGGACGGUGCGAGGAUCUGGUACGCGUCGAUAAUCGGUGGGACUCCCAUCCGGGAAAUGGUCGAGGGCUUCGACUCGGUGACCUUCUGCCUGAGUAAGAUAGGGGCCCCAGUAGGAUCGAUGCUCUGUGGCUCCAGAGAGUUCAUCACCCAGGCGAGGAGAACGAGGAAAGCCCUGGGAGGUGGAAUGCGCCAGGUGGGAGUUCUAGCUGCUUGUGGCUUCGUGGCACUCGACAACCUCCCCAAUCUCGUCAGAGAUCAUGAGAAGGCUAUUGCGAUGAUGAAGGCCAUCAACCAACUCGAGUCUGAUAUUUUCAGAGUGCAUCCCAUCGAUGCGCAGACCAACAUGGCUUGGAUCAGUGUUGAGGAGACCGAUGAGAUCACUGCGCCGAAGUUAGCUAAACGACUUGGGGAGGUUGAGGACGAGCAUGAGGACGAUCGGGUCAGGGUGUUGGCGUGGUCUGUGCAACCCAGGACUGUCAGGCUGGCUUUCCAUCUCGAUGUGUCUGAUGAGGAAGCCCAGGCUGCACAGAGGAAGAUUAGAUAUGUGAUUAGGAAGAUGGAUCCUAAGUGCAAGAAGAAUUGAUUUUAUUCUAUUAAUAUAAUCAAUUCUAAUUAUUGACACAUUACAUUAUAUUAAUCCGAUAAAAAAUUUUAUCUCCGAUUUUUA